Molecule: messenger RNA, 2560 nt
Organism: Myodes glareolus (Bank vole)
Lineage: Eukaryota; Metazoa; Chordata; Mammalia; Rodentia; Cricetidae
Gene: Fbxo48
Product: F-box protein 48
Biological process (GO): SCF-dependent proteasomal ubiquitin-dependent protein catabolic process
Cellular component (GO): SCF ubiquitin ligase complex; cytoplasm
Molecular function (GO): protein binding
Source: RefSeq, a predicted model, not a curated record
UAAAACUACCAAACCCAGAAGGCACCGCGCACCCCGAAUGGGAGGAGCGGAGAGCUAGAGGGCGGGACGAGAAGGCCUUCCGGAAAGGAUUCAAAUUCCAAGGGCUGAAAUCGCGGGAGGAGCCGGAUCCGCGGCUUUUUAGGUGACCAAUGAAGACAGUUGACUAAAAUAUCAAACUAUGUAGGCAACGUCCCCCGAGAACAGUAAUUUGAAAGUGCCAAGUCCAGCAUGAAUGCCACAGAGACUGAACAGGGAAGAACAGCGAGUCAAAGUAGCUUUGAUCGGCUGCCUCCAGAAGUCACUUAUAAAAUCUUCAGCCAGUUAGACGUUCAGAGUUUGUGCAGAGCUUCCGAGACAUGCUGGGCUUGGAAUCGCAUGAUAAGGAACAGUGAUGCCUUGUGGAAGCCUCACUGCUUGACCGCAAGAGCUGUGUGCCCGAGAGAAAUUGAUGGUGACAUCGAAUGCGGUUACACCUGGCAGGCGACACUCCUAAGAAAUUACGAGAAGAGUAAAGUGAAGCACGCGUGGCUCAGUGGAAGAUACAGCAACAUCCGUUCUCCUGUUCACCUGCCGAAAAGGUGCAUGUGCCCGAUGGAUGCGGAGACAUGGGGAGAAAUUCUGACUGCAGAACUGGAAAGAUAAGUUGAAUAAUCUCAGUAGACCUCGUGGCUUUGAUCUCACAUAACUGAAGUGACUCGGACUGCAAGAGAGACCUUUUAAAAUCUGAUAAUGUUUUUCUCAGUUUUUUUAAAAAAUCUAGCAUUUAAAAGAAAAGUAAGUUGACCGUGAAGCUUUGUUUGUAUUUUGCACUUUAGCUAAAGGUUUUUCAGGUUUUAUGCAGUGAGAAAUCUUGAAAUGUUAUUUUUAUUAAAAAAAAAUAGCAUGAUAGGAUGAUUUUUGAGAUGUGCUGUUUCAUGUAUUUGUGCUAGACUGUUGUAUUUCUUUAAGUGAUAGAAUUUACUGUUAUUUUCUAUUUAAUCCUUCAAGAAUUCAGGGGCUCCCUGAAGAAACGUACUAAAGGAUUCAUUAUAAAUCGGUAUAGAUACAGACUUGUCUGACUUAUACCAAAUGAGAGUAGUUGCAAUGUAUGUAGAUUAGUAAUAAAAUUCCAUGCUGAUAACACUUUUCAAUUCAGUGGAGCAGGCUGAAUUGUCAAAUAAUGAAAGCUAUUUUAAAAUGUGUUGAACCUAAGGUUUGUUUACACUUGAUCUGGUCUUGAGUUGAAACUCAAAUUAAGCUUUACAUUAUCUUUCUAGGAACCUAAAAUUGGUCUCAGAAACUGAGACUGUGUUUGAAAAGCUGCAGAACUCUUAAGGAUGAUUGGAACCACCAAAAGUGGUUCACCUUAGUCAACUACAUCCGACAUCCUGGUCGCGCCACCUAGUGGACUCCUAGAUGCUUGUCCUUACUUGAGACCGUGUCUUCUUCACGCCCUGUUUGAUCUUGUUAAAGUGUAUCUUUGCAAGAAGGGGCCUUUUUUCAACUCUGUUUCUUUUUUUCACAAAAGGAGAUUUUGUAACAGCAUUUCCUCUAACAGGUUAUACCACUUGAAUCUGUAAGCCAUAGUAAAAUGUGUCUACAGAAUCGUCACUCACAUGGAGUUUUCUAUAGUCAUUAUGCUUUACCUUUCUGUUGCUGUUCUGUUUCUACCUGCUAGGAGUAGACUGAUUUAGUCCUGCUCUGGAUGCACUAUUUGGAUGUGUGAAGACAGCCGGCCUGUCUCUUCCUAUUGUCUUCUCCCCCUUCUUUCUGAUAGCCACAUGCCAUACUUUCUUGACCAAGCAGCGCAGUCUGCUGCUCGUGCCCCUUAACAAAGGUGUGGUUGGGGAGGAAGAUAGCCUGCUGAUUUCCUUAGGAAGAGAUGAUGGAAAAGCACUUUGAAAUCUUGAGACCCCAGAAGGGAAUCAGUUAAGCACUUAUGGCACGCCUACUGCGUGUGCAUGCGGGGGUUGUGGGCCGUGUCCUGUGACGAGCUUUCUGCCUUUCUCCUCUCUCUGCUAGGAAAGAAUGGCCCAACGAGGGGGAAUCAUCCCCCACUCACGGCACCCUCUCUGUCAGCCUCCGUGUUGAGGCUCAGAGUGGAACAUGCCUGAAACUGCCUCUUUCUUAAGCUGGAGGACAAAAGGGAUGGCACCGUUUCCUACCACACAGAGAAGAGGCCCUCAGUCAGAGAGCACACAGCCAGCAGAAACAAAGGAAGCAGGAGAGAGGGUGAUGGUAACAGCUGAUUCGGUCAGUCCCCUUGUCUAAACAGCGUAAAUUGCACUAGAAACCCUGCCCUACCAUAGGGCUUUCUUACUGUUGGACAAGUGUGUGACACUUGUGGUUUACGUUGGUGUCUUAGUUUUGCACUCGGAACCCUACCUGCGGGGCUCCCUUUGCCUAUUUUUCAAGGAUGUGAUCCUUGUGGUUUUGGUUAGUGUCUUUGUUUUAGAGAUCUUAGCCCUUGCUUUGACUCCUUCCCUUAGUCCUAUUGAUUCUGUGUCCCAAAGGCAAUCCCUUGCCUCCGAUGUCCCAGCAUUCAUUUCUUUUUCCACCUUCUAUAACUAUUCUUCCCACA